This is a messenger RNA of Racocetra fulgida, 198 nucleotides long. The record is from the annotation of a GenBank genome assembly. Lineage: Eukaryota; Fungi; Glomeromycota; Glomeromycetes; Diversisporales; Gigasporaceae.
GUCUUUUAUGAGUCUCACAAACCUCCAGUAUCUCUUACGAUUUUAGUUGAAUCUAAUGCAGAAGAAAUAUGUUUGAAUAAAUUAGAUAUAGAAGUAAUAUAUUUGGAUGAAUUGAAUAUAGAAGAUAAAUCUGAUAUAGAGGAUGAAUCUGAUAUAGAGGAUAAAUCUGAUAUAGAGAAUGAAUCUGAUGCCCAAUAA